Messenger RNA from Parasteatoda tepidariorum (common house spider), 1079 nucleotides. RefSeq names its product glutathione S-transferase class-mu 26 kDa isozyme 47. Gene Ontology annotation, molecular function: glutathione transferase activity. Gene Ontology annotation, biological process: glutathione metabolic process. NCBI's taxonomy places the organism in Eukaryota, Metazoa, Arthropoda, Arachnida, Araneae, Theridiidae. The record is from RefSeq and is a predicted model, not a curated record.
GGCAUUAGUGUAUGAAAGUAGCACAAAAAUUCUUCGUUUUCUUAUUCGCAAGAUAGUUUUAUCAAACAAUCAAACAUAAUAUUCCUCAGAUAAAGAUUCUGAAAGUCACCUUAGAAACAAAUGCUAUCAAAAGUUACUCCCCCGAAACGGAAGAACAGAAAUUGUUCAACAGAUUAGAUAAGUCAUUAAUUUUGUUAUAAAAGUGAAUAAACAGUUUGAAAGACGCUCAGCAUUUUUAAAUCUUCCUCAAGGUUUCUAAGAUUUGUUAAAUUUGUUUUUUUAGCAUGGGUAAAAUAGUUGUAGGUUACUGGGAUGUUCGCGGUCUUGCUGAACCUAUUAGGUACCUGUUACAUUACAAAAAUGUGCCGUUUGAAGAUAAGAGAUACCAACUUGAGGAAAGAGAUGUUUGGGAAAAGGAAAAGUUUACUCUCGGACUAGAUUUUCCAAAUUUACCUUAUUACUUUGAUGAUAAAGUGAAGUUAACCCAAAGCGUUACCAUUUUGAGGUACUUAGCCAAAAAAUAUGAUUUUGGUGGAAAAACAGAAGAAGAAAAACUCCGAGUUUCAUUGGCUGAGCAACAGAUUAUUGAUUUUCGUACUGCUUUUUAUAAAGUUGUAUAUGGUCCAAACUAUGAAGAAGCUAAAAAAGAGUAUCUGUCAAAAGUACCACAUUCAUUGAAGUUUAUUGCAGCUUUUCUUGGAGAUAGGAAGUUCUUAGCGGGAGACAGCUUAUCAUACGUAGAUUUCAUGGCUUAUGAUACAUUUGAUUACAAUGUUCUGCUUUGUAAGACCGUUUUAGAUGAAUUCCCUACUUUAAAAGCUUACAUCGAGCGCAUUAGAAACCUUCCAGAAUUGCAAGCAUAUCUCAAGUCUUCAACUUACGUAAGAUGGCCAUUUGCAGCUCCAUUCGCCAAUUUUGGUGGUAAGGGUAAAAUACCAGAAUAACAAAUGAGAACAAGAACUUGUAGAAAAAUUAGGGUAAAAUUAUGCAGCUCUGACAUUUUAAUUAACAUUAUAAUUUUGUUUUGGCAUCGCUUAUGUUUUCAAAAAGUAAAUGUUAAUAAAACAAUCAAAAGCAAA